Messenger RNA from Xiphophorus couchianus (Monterrey platyfish), 7316 nucleotides. Its product is annotated as transmembrane protein 151B. The record is from RefSeq and is a predicted model, not a curated record. Lineage: Eukaryota; Metazoa; Chordata; Actinopteri; Cyprinodontiformes; Poeciliidae. The coding region runs from base 487 to 2427 and encodes 646 amino acids. The transcript has 6 exons.
UGCGUUCACUCUCCUGCGCUGCCGGUCACGCGCCCUCACGUGCCACAACUCGGCACGGAGCUCGGUGAGCGCGAGCGGCGGCCGUUGAGACGGUAAACCGUUUGCCAGAGUCGCGACGACGGGGUCCGACUGCGGCUGCUCCUCCCGGUCUCUCAUUUCUUGUUUUAUCCUUCGAAGCAGGGAGCCGGAGGAGCUGGGGGGAUGGAGCGGGUACCGCACCGUCUGUGAGCGGGGUCACAGCGCCGGGAGGAGGAGACGCGGGAAGGACACCAUCAGCAUCGGCCGCAGCAGCAGAUGAGGCUCAUUUGCCGCAGGCCCCGCCAUCGUGAAAUCGGACACCGACUUGCGGCGGCGGAUGGGGUGACCGUGCUCCCUGCUUCUCCGUCGUUACCGCCGGGGAGGCCCAUGACUUCGGACGUUACCUGCGUGGGAGCUGCCCGUGGUCGGUUGUAAGGUGGAGGAAGGAGACAGGGAAAGGGGAGGAAGAUGCAGACGGAGGAGGAGACGGCCGCCGCAGAAGAGCCCAUUUUGGAGGAAGGGUCGGGACGAGAGCAGCAAAAGCCCACCCAGCAGUCCCUGGCCUCCUCCCUGUGCAGAGAGUCCCACUGGAAGUGCCUCCUCCUGACGCUGCUGAUGUACGGCUGUUUCGCCACGCUGGCCUGGUGCGCUCUCUGCCGAGUGCCCGUCCUCGGCUCUUCCUCCUCCAUGCCUCUUGGUGGCGCCGACGACGCCACGUCCGCCGCCUACUACAAUGACAUCCUCCACCUGGAGAGCCCAUGCUCCAGCGGCUACGUCUACAUCCCGCUGGCCUUCCUUGCGAUGCUGUACGUGGUUUACCUGGUGGAGUGCUGGCACUGCUUCUCUAAGACGGCCAUGUUGGCUCACGCUGAAUUCCAGGAAGUGUAUGAGCGGGUGCAGAGACUCCAGCAGGCCACUCCAUGUAUUUGGUGGAAGGCCAUCAGCUACCACUACGUGAGGAGGACCAGGCAGGUGACCAGAUACCGCAAUGGAGAUGCAUACACCACCACACAGGUCUACCAUGAACGAGUGAACACUCAUGCCUCCAGUUCAGAGUUUGACUACGCCCGCUACGGCGUCAAAGAUGUGUCAAAAGAGCUGCUCGCCCUGGAGCGCCACCCUGCUGUUCGCCUCCGCUUCACCAAGUGUUUCAGCUUCUCCAGUGCUCGAGCUGAAGCUGCUUACCUCACUCAGCGAGCGCGGUUCUUUGGGGAAAAUGAAGGGCUGGACGACUACAUGGAGGCCCGGGAGGGAAUGCACCUAAAAAACGUGGAUUUCCGGGAGCACAUCCUGGCCUUCCCAGAUCCGGCCCGUCAGCCGUGGUUCUCUCGCCACCGGGUGUUCUGGCUGGCCUCGGCUUUCCUCCUGUCAUGGCCGCUGCGGGUCGUGUCAGAAUACCGCACGGCGUAUGUGCACUACCACGUGGAGAAGCUGUUCGGCGAGGAGGAGGACGCUGGAGGCGGCGGAGUCGUCGUGGGAGGGCAGGGUGGAGGCGGACGAGGCGCUGCGGUGGAAGGAGGGACUGAGAAUGGAAUCGGGACGGGAUUCGGGCUGAACGGGACCAGCUACAGGGCAAUCUCCCGCGUCAACACAGUGGACAUGACAGAACUGGAGUGGCACAUCCGCUGCAACCAGCAGAUGGUGCCCAGCUACUCCGAGGCCCUCCUGAUGGACCUGGACUCCAGUGGAAGCACAAACCCCACAGCCUCCACGCCCAUCUCUGGACCCCCAGGGGUCACCCCCACCCAAGCCCCCCACCCACCACCUCUGACUCUGCCUGUGGUGUUCAACUCCGCCUACCUCCUGCAGAGCUGCCCCAGAUGCAGGAGAACCACAUCAAGUUCCAGUCUUCCCUCCAGGCUGAGAGCUCCGAUGGGGACCACAGCCCUCCUCAACGCCACCGUUGCCGGGAUCCGGGCGGCGGCGCCAGGCAGUGGAGGCAUAGGAGGAAGGCUGGUGCUCAGUCGCAGCGGGUUCUCUCUGGGGAGACUCGGAGGUGGGCGACAGAACAACUUGUUUCACUCAAGAAGCAUCGGAGGAGGACUGGGAGGCAGCAGGGAGGACGGAGGAGGGAGCGGAGGCGGAGGAAGCAGUGGUGGCGGAGGGAGCGGAGGAUUCUUAGGAAUAGGCUCCAGACAGAACAAUGAGGAGACCAGGGGGGUGCUGGAAGGAGAAGGCGAGGAGGAGGAGGAGGAAGAGGAACAGGUGAGGAGACGGGAAAACGGGGGAAGAGAGAGAGAUGAGGAGGCAGAGCAGGGAGGAGAAGGUGGAGGAGGAGGAGGAGGAGGAGGAGGAGGAGAAAGUAGGGAGGCUGAGAGGGACCGACCUCCCUCCUACCAGGAUGCCUUCUUCUUCCCUGUCCUCAUCAUACAUGGAGAGGAGAGCUGCCAUGCUGGCGAUGACAUGUGAGACAGAAAACGCAUCAAGAGCAGGUCGGUUUGAGCAGGAGCUCAAAGAAGACGCCGCGCACACAGGAAGGAGCAGGUUCAGUCAGAGCAAAGAGAGAAAGAUGCUGUGGUCUGCUGUAGGUAGAACCAGAGGCCCGGAAGAGGGAGGAUAAACAGACAAACAAACGGAGGGAGGGGGUGAGCUCACACAGUGCAUCCUGUCAACCAUCAGUAAACCCACAAGUUCAGGAGAUCAAAGUUGUUCCAGAGUGCAGGCACGAGAUAAGACCGAGAGCAAGUAAAUCCUUAAAAUUGCAUGCUUUACUGAAAGGAGGUGAGGAUGACGGAAGGCUUAAAAAUGUGUGUUUCCAGAUAUAUCUAUGCAGGAGCUGGAGUGGGGGGGCUAACAGUGCUAAAGAUAGCCACUGAACAAUAGAGAAAGUAUAUUCUUUUUACAAAAGAAACAGCGUUAGAGGAACUGGGAGUGGAUAUCUGAGAGGCCUGAAGCAUCGAUUAAACAAUGAUUGUGAUACAGCGAGAUGAGCUAACAAUAUUUAUUAUUUUAAACCACAAAAAGCCAAAGGAGGUAAGAGAAAAAAAAUCAGAGGAAGUAGAAAACACAAUGCAAGUUAUUAAACUACAGAUGAUUCUGAUUAUUUAGAGCUAAUAAACCAUAUUGUUCCAUUUCAAAUCAUGGAUAAAAUCAUUUUUAUGACUAUGAACAGCACCUGACCAGCUCCUCUUAUAGUGAUCUGUGCCAAUGAAAGACGAGUUACAUUGAUUUCCUCCUCGUCUCGUCAUGCUGUCUUACUUCACCAUUAGCUUCCCGACCACUUAAUCCAUUACUGCUUUGGAGGAGGAGAUUAAAGAGAACGCCAUAAAAAGUGGAGCAGUCGUUGCCUCUUCAACUCAGCCCCUCUUUGCUCUAGCCAUCUUCUGCCAUGUUAUCACCUUUUCUCAUUCACCCCUUUCCUCCUAGAACGUCAUUUUAGGAUGCCUCUAGUUUGGUUUAUUUGAAGAAUAUACAACUUCAGUUCAGGCUGGUAGCUCUCAGUAGUUAUUUUUAUUUCCUUAUCUUAAACACACAGCCGAGAACGCAGCUGAAAUUCCUCAAAGAUGUAAAAUGUUAUGCGUAACACAAUAAACACCCAAGACGAAAGUAGUGAUGGCACAGAUUUCCACUGGAGUGUGGCAUCAUGACAUCAAGAGUUAUGUUUUUUUCAAAUUGUCCUUGCUUUCACUGAACAAUGUACAUCGGAGACCUAGCAGACUGGCACUCUACGCAGACAUUGUGGUGAACUCCAAUUUUACUGUAAUUAGACUAUGAAAAAGUUUGAUUUUUUUUUGAUUACAAAAACUGUUAUUCAAGAGACUUUUAUUCUAACAGCAUUCAGGUAGACAUUAUAAUUUCUGCUCCAGUUCUGACCCACAUUGUUAGACAGAUGCACUCACAUUUUUCCCAAUAGCUGUGUCAGCAGAAUACUGCUGAAAUAUUAAACCUGAUAUUUCCCACUCGUAGAAAGGUUAUAGUGAGGCAGAACUAAAAACAGAAAGCCUUUUAUGGCUUAAACCUAAUUUAGGUAAAUUUCCAUUUUUUAUAUUAGUUCUGUUAUGAUCUGUAGUAUUUUUCCAAUGAUAAAUUUGUAUAAUGUGAACUGAAAACAUCCAGAGAAGCGUCUCUCUUGUUAGCAUAUAUAUCUAAAUACGUUUAGGCAUGAAAUAUCCCUCCCUUUUCUAAGGCCGAGAUGUUAGACUGCAUUGGAAGCUGUCAAGUUAUGCUGGCGUUGUUGAUUUUUAAAAAGAAGAAGAAAUCGCUGAGAAUAAUAAAAUAACUCCCCGGUUUUAUACUGUGUAUCAUUUUCAGCCAUGUAGAAACAUGCUUUGGGUAAGUUUAGGUCGAGCUGCUACCUCCUCCUGCUUAUGGAGAAACAAAUCCUUAAUAUUUCCUUAAUGUGAACUGUGUCAAGACUUUUGCAGGCAUAGAAAUGCAUGGAAACACACGCUUACUAGCAAGGUAGCAUAUUAUAGCUACAAUCAGCAAAAAUAUCAAACAGUAGUGAUCAAUUGGGAUUCAGCGCCAACACAGGGACACAGACAGGAAUCCUGGGGGAUUCAGAGUUUUGUCCUACUUUCUGAGUUUGUUUUCUUGGAAAAUGAACCCAGGAAAGGCCGUCUGCACAGACCGCCAUCUGUGCUUUCUUUGUAUUUACUCUACAAAGCACACUAAACCUGCUAACGUAGCAACAAGAAUUAGUUAGGUAAGCUUAUCCUGACCGUUCCUGCUGCCUCUGCUUACUUUUUACACAUUCAUGAAAAAGCACAUAAAAAAAACAAAGCUGUGUGAAGAGGACAAAUAAAUAAGGGUACUGACUGUUCUCUCAGUGCAACUUUCUGGGAAAGUGGAGCGGAGACCGCUGGCCUGGUUAGAUGUAGGGGACACAUCCUGACACACUUUCCCAUCCGCUGAAUCUGGUUCAUGGUUCUAGCCAUAUUGGAAAAAAAGACAUAAAAAAACAAGCUGAAGUGGGGACAAGGAAGGAAGCUGAACUCAAGGAGACCGACGGAAAGUUGACAGUAACCAGGACAAGACUUUCUGAGCAACUAAAGAGCUGGACAAAACUGAAAAUGUGACGACAUUAAAGGCAGUUAUUUUUACAACAUUAAUCACUACUUCAGUCUCUGGACUUCUGUGUCUAUCAUAACCAGAAAGAAGCACUAUAAAAAGCACUCAGCGCCCUGCUGCGUUCAUUUGUUUAGGACAACGUGUUGCUUUCACUGCUCUGUUCAUCACACGCAGCUGAAACCUGUAAAUGUAAUGUACUCUCAACGCAGGAAAACUCACUUCCUUCUGCAAAUUGCUGCUCACACAUCAUCGUCAUAUUUGAGGUUGUUUAAGUAAAACACAAAUGCCUUUGUAAAGUUUAUUUCUUUUUGUAAAAAUUACUGUUUCGGUCCACUGCUUAUUUGUUCAUUUCUGUGUGUUGAAACGUGUUUAGCACUUCUUGCUGAAUAUUUAUACGCAGUUUUAUUAUCUUACGUGUCGCUCCAGAUGUGCCAAGAGGAUUCUUUGCCCAUGAUGUCUUACACAAACAUAUGCACCAUCAUGCCUGUUUGCAUGCUUAAUCACUGCAGUAAAAUAGCAAAUAUAUCAGCCUUUUUUCUUACCUGAAUGGAAAUACGGCAACCCUAGACAUGUAAUCAUCUCCCUCCCCACACACACACGCUCCUCAAGCAUGGCGUUGUGCAGAUGAGGUUGCCUUUAGGUUGCCAACAUCUUUUGCUCAGGUUCUUCAGUUAAUGUAUCCUCUUCUGCAAAUUCAUCAACACGCCAAAGCAAAAAAAGCAACAACAAAAAAACAAAGUGUGAGUGCAUACAGAUGUAAACAGGUUGUUUUCAAUAGUCUGGCCUAAGCAGUAGAGUCAAACAUUUAUAAUACAGAAAGAAAACACAUAAAUAGUUAAAUCAUAUAUGUACAGAGAGCACUUAUCAGAUGGCUGUGUUUCUAACAUGCAUCGUUUUGUUGUCUUUGUUUAUGUUAUGUAUUUGGCCACAGUUUGUGUGUAAAUCCAACCAGAAUGUUUUUAACAUGUUCUAAUGUCUUUGGCUUAAUUUGAAAGCUGACGUUUUUGUCCACUAGAGGGCACCAAACCUUAAUGAUUGUGACGACACUGACAUUAUAAUGUAUUUAGAGAGCAAAGUGAGGGUGAAAUAGACCAGGAAGGAAACAGCAUAGAGACUGAAGUAUGUUUAACAUCUGCACUUGUACCUGUCAGUGAUGUCACACCAGGUGUGUUCAGUGGCUGGAAAACCACUGGUCGACUGGGUUGUUAGUGAAGUUUUUGUCCUCUUUACUGGUCUUACUUUUUUUAACAUAAAAUUGCUAAAACAAAAUUUCUGAUUUAGAGAUUUUCAUUGAACUUUUUACCAGAAAUUAAUGGAUACUUUCUUGGUACCUACCAGGAUUUACUUUUCUUUUUUUAAACUUUCUUGACUUUAAGUGGUACUUUGAAGAGAUUACUUGGUACUUUCCAAAACUUCCUUGGACUUUACCUGUUAUUUUUCAGCUAAAGUAUCACCAGGUAUAUUCAGAAAACAACAGGUAAUUUUCUUUAACUUGUUUAUGAGGUAUUUUGUGGAACUUGCCAAAGACUUUCCUUUAACUUUCCAGAAAGAGAUUGCUGCGGUCCUUACCAGGAGGUUUGUGGGCCUCAAUAAAUACUCUUUGGACUUACCAGAAACGUAUCUGGUAAGAUCUAGAAAGUAUCUUCUGAGUCAUUAAAGUUAUAGCAGAGUCUUGUCCCAGAUGCAUUCCAGAAGUUGCCUGCAAAGUUCUGGAAAGUAACAUGUAACUUUUAGAAAGUGACCUGAGUUAAGAACCAAAGCUUAUUUUCCAGAACUUACUCAAUACUUUCCUUCAAUGUAUAUGAAAUGUAGUAGGUAUUGUAAAGAAACAUAAAAAUUACUUUCAGGAACUAACUCUGUACUUUUCUUAACCCUUUCAGGUACUUACCCAAAACCUAGAGGUUACUGUAAAUAACUUGGAUGGUAUUUUCCAUAACUUCAGUCAAGUUUAUUUGUAUAACAAUAUUUGCGUGGAAAGUUCUGGAAAGUAACACAUGUGAGUAAAGGGAAUAUACGUACUCUAUGUGAUGCUAUCUUGUUUUCUUUUGAGUUGUGACUGAUUGUUUUGCAAAGCAAUGUAGUUCAUAUUCCUGCUUCUGGCUGGACUUGUAUAUGUUGCUGAACUUAUAAUCACAAGCAAUGGGAGCUUCAAUCACUGAGCUGACAGCACCGUUGGAGGAAGACCGUUUACAGUUUGUGACUGAGCCUCCAUGUUCCACAGCGUAACACACUCAUUGUCUGGCUGUGUUGAUCUAUAUGACACAAAUAAAGUGAUAGAGUGGAAGACA